CUCACCUCCUUUUUUAUGUGGGGGAUUUCCUUUGUAUUCUUGUGAAACCAAACUAAAGUUCACUCUGGAAAAAAACUUCAGUAGUAGUUGUAAACACUAGUCCACAUUUUUAGUUCAUCUAUCAUGAGCCAUAUUCAUCAGAAAUUCUUCUGCUUUUGUUUCUUUUUGGUCAUCAUGAUUAAGUCUGGUAAUGUAAAACAGAACUCUUUCCAUCCUUCCAUUUCAGACAAAUUCUUUCAUCAAAAUGGCAGCAGAACCACAAGUAGUAUCAACACAGAAAAGGCAUACUUCACCAACAGGAAACUUUUGUCCUAUGGAUCUUGCACAAACAAGGAUAUAAGCAUUUUCCAAAGCCAAUAUUCAUCCACUGGGAUUCCACAAUUCAUGGUUGAAAUUAUUAACACAUGUUUUACAAAUUGUGCCCCUUCCAACAUUCAUCUGAACUGUGGUUGGUUCGCCUCAGCAAGAAUAGUAAAUCCAACAACUUUUAAAAGACUAUCUUAUGAUGAUUGUUUGGUUAAUGAAGGAAAACCUUUGAAGGCUAGCCAAAUUAUUAGAUUUACUUACUCAAAUUCAUUUAUGUAUCCUCUUUCUUUUAAGUCUGCCAAGUUUUGCUAAUCAAUACGAGUCUUGAAUCUAUAUGUAAAUAUUAACAUUUUUCAA
This is a messenger RNA of Lycium ferocissimum, 663 nucleotides long. Its product is annotated as TPD1 protein homolog 1-like. The transcript is spliced from 2 exons. Gene Ontology annotation, biological process: cell fate determination. The record is from RefSeq and is a predicted model, not a curated record. NCBI's taxonomy places the organism in Eukaryota, Viridiplantae, Streptophyta, Magnoliopsida, Solanales, Solanaceae. The coding region runs from base 124 to 618 and encodes 164 amino acids.